AUGGUCGAACUCAAGACGGACAGCUUGAUGACUCAGCCUGUUAUUUCUGUGAGCAACAUCAAAUAUGAGAAGACGAUAAAGGAAGAGAAAGAGCAUAUCAGCCCAACGGCAUCUUGCUCAACUCACGGCCCUAGCCAAACUCCGCUUCUUGAUCGCGAAUUGCAGACUGAGCGAGCUCAAGAUAUAAUUGGCUUAUUGGCGAAAGCAUUGAACAAUGUGACCGAUGGAACCAAGUGCACAAAGUGCACAGUAGACGAAGUGUCGGCUCUGCUUACCGACCACGUGAAGAGUCUUCGACUUGCGAAGCAGAAUGGGGAGUGGUCGAAGGAAGAAAGGAAGACACUUAAGGCAGAGGUUAAAUUGCUUUUCAAGCCGGUCAAGAAGGGCGUGACAAGCCUUUGGAAGGCCAACAGCUGA
Molecule: messenger RNA, 417 nt
Organism: Penicillium argentinense
Lineage: Eukaryota; Fungi; Ascomycota; Eurotiomycetes; Eurotiales; Aspergillaceae
Exons: 2
Coding region: 1-417 (138 amino acids)
Source: RefSeq, a predicted model, not a curated record